Messenger RNA from Anopheles gambiae (African malaria mosquito), 3522 nucleotides. Its product is annotated as aminopeptidase N-like. The transcript has 4 exons. Gene Ontology annotation, cellular component: cytoplasm. Bases 633 to 3452 code for a protein of 939 amino acids. Lineage: Eukaryota; Metazoa; Arthropoda; Insecta; Diptera; Culicidae. Gene Ontology annotation, molecular function: metalloaminopeptidase activity; zinc ion binding; peptide binding. Gene Ontology annotation, biological process: proteolysis; peptide catabolic process. The record is from RefSeq and is a predicted model, not a curated record.
UAUGUUGUAUGCACAAAUUCAGUUUUGCUUUCUUUAACGUUUAAAUAUUGUACUAAGCUACUGAGCUACUAAGCUACUAUCCUUUAUACAGUGGUAUAGCACCAAUCUAUGUACGGAAUAAAUAAUGAUUCACAAUCAACCAAAUUCAAUCAUGACUGCGCAAGUAAACGGUCAAAAAUGUAGAAAAAAGGCCCACGUCAAUAAGAUAUUCAAUCGUUCUUAGACGGCAUUGGUAUAGAUGAGACACGAAUUAUCAAACAUCAAAUAUAAAUCACACAAGUCAUUGAGUAAACGUCGGUAAUUCCCAACGAAUUUACUCACUAGCGAGCGAUAAGCGAUUAAGGCCGAUUAGCUCUUGUUCGGCAGUUAUUACACUCAAUCGACUUCUUAUCUCAAUCCAAACGAGCCCCGCUUGCGAUACAAAGGUAUGGAUAAUUCAAUUGCUCAGGUGAGAAAUUGCUUUUCCUAAGGCAUUUGCCCCACACCUCGGUUAUCGGGGGGUACGUACACGAGCAACCGUUUGUGGUCGAUAUGGCCGUAAAACAAUCCGAAACUGUUGCGAUUACGGAUAUUGGAGUCGACAUUUCGCACCGGAGAUUUCAGUCCCAAAAUCAACCUUCAAGUUUGUAGUCAUGCGGUUAUAUUUGCUGUGCGGUGUUUUUCUAAUCGGGCUGCACUCUGCAGCCAUUGCGGCGCAUCCGAAGGUGCAGCAUAGCGAGCGGAAACUGAACACGCUCGAUCCGGUCAGCCUGCAGGAAGUGGCAGCGCAGGAGCUACGGUACCGACUGCCGAGCUACAUCGUGCCGACGCACUACAAACUGUAUCUGGAGACGCAGGUGCACACCGGAAACCGAUCGUACAGUGGCAGUGUGGACAUACAUCUGGACAUCCGGCAGCAGGCCAAAACCAUCUACGUGCAUCAGCGCGGACUGCGCAUUACCUCUAACGAGCUGUACGCGUCCAAUCCCAACACGAACCUCACGUUUCUGGAAACUCUGCGCUAUACCGAGGAUGCUGAGCGCGAGUUUGCCGUGUUCGCGAUCCGUCGUGCGCUUGCACCGGCCUCGUACGUUUUGCACCUCGAUUUCGAGGGUGAGCUGCGCGUCGAUGACGAUGGCUUUUACCUCAGCUCGUAUCUCGAUGCGAACGGUACGCGCAAAUAUGUAGCAUCGACGCAGUUCCAGGCGAUUAGUGCGCGCGCCGCCUUCCCCUGUCUGGACGAGCCGGCCCUGAAGGCUACGGUGGAGUUGGGGAUUAAACAUCAUCCCAGCUAUAAGGCCGUAUCGAACAUGCCGAUCUUUGCCGAAGCCGGUGAUCUGGACGGCAACGUUGUUACGUACUUUGAAACUACUCCGCGCAUGUCGAUCUAUCUGUUGGCUUUCCUGGUGUCGGACUUCUUGUACACCGAGAACGAGGCGGCUGCCCAGCGCGUCUAUGCUCGCCCCAACGCGAUCAACCAAACGCUGUAUGCAUUAGAAGCAGGCGUUCGCAUAAUGGACGCGCUGGACGAGCACAUCGGUCUACCCUAUCGCUCCUACAUGCCCAAGGUGGAUCAGGUGGCACUUACCCAAUUUUCUGCCGGUGCCAUGGAAAACUGGGGACUGUGCAAAUAUCGUGAAGAGGUCCUCCUGUUCGAGCCGGGCGUUACGACGUAUCGAGCGCAAACGACCAUCACCACAAUCAUCGCGCACGAGUACGUGCACCAGUGGUUCGGCAACGUUAUCACCAACGAGUGGUGGAGCUAUCUCUGGCUUAACGAGGGCUUCGCGACGCUGUACGAGUUCCUGGGGGCCGAUAUGGCUUAUCCGGAGCGCCAGUAUCGGGACCUGUUCAACGUUCAGGUGGUGCAGCGUGUUCUCAUCACAGACGCCGCGGAAAGCACGCGCCCGAUGACUUUCAGCCGCGGCGCAACGUUUAAUGCCAUCCUCAGCCUGUUCGACAACGUGGCGUACUCCAAGGGUGGCUCGGUACUUCAGAUGUUCCGGCUGCUGCUGCCGGAUGCCGCCUGGCGGCAGAUGUUGCGCACGUACGUGCAGGGCAACGAGUUCGGCACGGUCAACACGGAUAAUUUCGUGGCCGCACUGACGGAAGCGUUCGACGGUGUCGUAUCGCUGCCUGAGGGGACCGAUGUGGAGCGGUUUGUGCAUAGCUGGGUCAAUCAAGCCGGCUAUCCCGUGCUGGAAGUUCGCCGCUCAUACCGUGGAGAGAUAAUCCUCUCGCAGGACCGAUUCUACAGUAACAAGAUAGUUAAUAAUGAUUUCACGGUUUGGGUAAUACCGUACACGAUGAUGGAGCAGGGCGAUGCGCAGGACGCUCUGCUCGAGUGGCAGUGGAUGACUUCGAAAGCGGUACGUGUACCGUCCAGCACACCGAACGACGAGUGGAUUUUGGUCAACGUCAACCAGACGGGAUUUUAUCGCGUCAACUAUGAUCCCUCGAACUGGUACAUGCUGAUUCAGACGCUGCUCGAGGACACGGCGGCCAUUCCAAUGCACAGUCGGGCGCAGCUGAUCGACGAUUCCUUCCAUUUGGCUCGCUCAAAUCGGCUCGAUCUGGAGAUUGCGCUCGAGCUGCUGGGCUACGUGCGCCAUGAACGGGAGUAUCCUCCCUGGGAAGCGGCCAAUCGGGUCCUCGGCUACUUCCACGGUCGAAUGCGCGGUCAGCCCGAUUACAUUCUCUAUGAGCUGUUUGUCGACACCUUGAUUGGCGAUGUGUUUGUAACGCUGGACAUCACAACGGUAGCACCGGACGAGAGACUGCUGGAGAAGUAUCUCCGACAGGUAAUCUCCAGCUGGGCUUGCCGAAUGGAAAUAGAAAGCUGCCUGACGGCGACCCGCGACGCACUGGAACGGGAAGUGUUCGACGCGGAACCUGUGCACCCGGACGUUUCGGCGGUGGUGUACUGUUACGGUUUGCGAACCGCGCCAACGGUCGCCUUCCAGUAUCUGUUCGGCAAGCUGCUGGGUUCGGACAACCGAGGUGAACGGCAACUGCUGAUCAAUGCACUGGGAUGUGCCAACGAUACGGAGCAGCUGAGCUCGUACCUGCUGGCUGCCAUCGGUGGCGAGCUGCAGGUGAACUUCAACGCCGAGGAACGGCUAUCCAUUCUACAAUCCGUCCUCAGCAGCCGCCAAGGGGUGGACGCGCUGAUCGAAUUCCUCACCGAGAACUACACGUACGUCGUGAGUCUGCUCGGUCCAAACGCGCUGGCCAAUUUGGUGCAAUCGAUCGCCACUAGCACCAAUACGCUCGACGAGGAACAGAUGCUGAUUGCAUUACUAGAGCAAUUGAACUCGGUACUUCCUGCUAGUGUCAGUGCAAGCGCUCGCACUACGGCGUCCAUCAACCUAGCAUGGCCAUCCACUCGGGAGGGUCUUUUGCUACGCUACUUCCUGGAGCGUUACAAUUUCCAACCUGUACAAUCGGACACCGUGCUGCAGCACGACGCGUGAUCUAUUGAAAUUCCCUCUCCAUCUAAGAAUAAAGCGGUUUGCUCUAGCAAGGCAGAGUGUUUGUCAGACA